AUGGCGCGCGUGGAGCUAAGGACCAGCAUAGACGCGUGUGAGAGCUGCGAGGAGGCCGUGCUCCUUCAGAGCUCACGGACUGCGGCCAUGAUCGCUGCAAGCAACACUCCUCCCCCGGCCAAGCCGGAGGAUCCCCCUAUCAUUUUGCCUCCACAGCCUCCACCGCCUCCACAGCCUCCACGGCCUCCAGAGCCUGCAUAUCCGCUUACAGAUCUGGCUUGGAAACCGCGUCCAAAGGAGGACAUCAAAGUGGUCCUCAAUAGCGUGACGGGCCCCAUCGACGUCAUUUACUCGCACUCAAAGGCGGAUGCGGUCAAGCAGGCGACCGACAUCUUCCGAAGCAAAAGGUUGAUUGACGAUUCAGAGGAAUGCCGCGAAUGCAAGUCCGCCGUGUACACGGCGUGCUGCCUGGAGUUCAGGCAACAACCGGUGUUGGAUGUGAAUGCGGUCCAGGGACCAACACCAGAUGGGUUUGAACUGGGGCUGGAGCAGCUGGAGCCGGAAGCUGGCUCCAAUGAGACAGAGGAGACAGAGAUCCUGGGCUUGGUCACCUUCAGCGACGAGCGGGGCUUGGAUCCGGAGCUGGUGGGCUUCGUCCGCGACUUGCCCUUGCAGCCUGCAGGGCGCCAGUCGCUGCUGACGCAGUUCCAACACCAAGGCAUCAAAUCGAAGAGCCAGCUGGCGGGGAUCAAUCCGGUGGAUCUUGACCUGAGCUCCGAAGAUUCGAUCACCAGAAACAACGUGCAGUCGCAGCUGGCCACCGCGAAAGAGAGGGAGUCGCAGAAGCUUUCUGCGACUGGAAAGACAAGGAGCAACACGAACAGCUUCCUGAAUUCCUAUGGCGCGCAGGGAAUGAUGCAGGCCGCCCAAUCUCAGGCCAACGAUGCGCUGAACAAAGCCAGCGCAGCGCGCCAGGCUCUGGCGGAUGCGACAAGUCAGGUCGCCAAGGAUGGCAACAAUCAGCUCAGCGCGGCCAGCAAGAAGGCUCUGGAGGAUGCGCUUGCCGAGCUGGACCGCCUCAACCUACAGGAGGCAGACCUCGACCUUAGCAGUGUCUCCUCCCAGAUAGACGGCCUCAUCGCUUCGGGCGGCUACGUGUCGGGCUGGAAGUUGGGCACCAUGGAGACGGUCGACACCUACGGUUUGCUCCGGGGCGUGCUGGUGACGGAUCGCCCCGGGCAGGACGGAUUGCCCGUGGAUCGGCUGGCGCCCGUGUGCUCCUUCAAACCACGGCUCGCAAAGGAUGAGGAGCAGCUGAAGGCAGCCAUCACCCUGGAUCCUGAUCUCGAGUCCUCAGAGUACUUCCUGGAGGCUGAGGAUGCCCGGGACGUGCAGACGGCCAAUUCCAUCAUCUCCUCCUAUGGGACCAGUGCCAUGAGUGCCUUGGCGAACAACUUCGGCUUCGGGCUCUCCGCCUCUGCAGGACCUAUCCCUAGGCAAAGAACCGAAGCUCCGAACCUUCCAGCCUCACAGCGUGUCCUUUCGGCGGCUAACAUGCUCAACGUCUCGUGGAGCGGCCUCCAGCUCCAGUUUUUGGUGGGCCGCUCCGAGUUGGCAGCCGCACUACGCCGGCGCCUGCGCCGCUGUAUGCGAAGCAGCCCGGGCCUGACCUGUCCUGCCAGCCCGCAGGGCCCAUGCAAGUCGAACCGGCUCCAGCUGCCGCUGCUGCCCCUUCACGGGCUGCCCUGUUCCUUCUUGUGUCGAUCCAGCCGGGCUCGGCUGGGCUUCAGUGGCCAACACCGCCCUCAUGGCCGAGGGCCUUUGCUCGAGCGUGGCUUUGCUUCCAGGGCCGACUGGGUACAGCAUCUCCACAAGGCCUGCCUGGUGCUAGGAUGCCUUUCUACGGCAGCUGGCAGCUGCGCGCUCCUGCCCCCGUGCUGGCCGGGGCUCUGUGGCAGUUUCCAGACCAAGAGGCGGAGUGCGCCUGGUCGCCACAGGUGA
Symbiodinium natans is the source of this 1941-nucleotide messenger RNA. The record is from the annotation of a GenBank genome assembly. Lineage: Eukaryota; Dinophyceae; Suessiales; Symbiodiniaceae.